Molecule: messenger RNA, 1402 nt
Organism: Eutrema salsugineum
Lineage: Eukaryota; Viridiplantae; Streptophyta; Magnoliopsida; Brassicales; Brassicaceae
Product: heat stress transcription factor A-8
Exons: 2
Coding region: 161-1288 (375 amino acids)
Biological process (GO): regulation of transcription by RNA polymerase II
Cellular component (GO): nucleus
Molecular function (GO): DNA-binding transcription factor activity; RNA polymerase II cis-regulatory region sequence-specific DNA binding
Source: RefSeq, a predicted model, not a curated record
UCCCUUGCCCUGCGCACAAGUUUCAUCGCCUUCACACUAAACCCAAAAUUCCGAAGUCUCUUCCUUUUUUAGGGCAAAGGGAUUCGAUUUCUGAUCUCCGAAAUUCAGAAUUCAAAAUUCAAAAUUCAAACUUUUUUUUGGGGAAAAUUUCUCGAUAGUUAUGGUGAAAUCGGCGGACGGUGUUGGGUCUUCGUCAUCUUCAGUGGCGCCGUUCCUGAGGAAAUGCUACGAGAUGGUCGAUGAUUCUUCCACUGAUUCUGUAAUCUCUUGGAGUAGUAAUGGAGAUAACAGCUUCGUUAUCUCGGACACGACCCUCUUCUCUGUUCAACUCUUGCCCAAAUACUUUAAGCACAGCAAUCUCUCUAGCUUUAUCCGUCAGCUCAAUAUCUACGGUUUUCGAAAAGUUGAUGCAGAUCGUUGGGAGUUUGCGAACGACGGGUUUGUCAGAGGUCAAAAGGAUUUACUCAAGAAUGUUAUCCGGAGGAAAAAUGUUCAAAGUAGUGACGAGAGCAAAAGCGUUUAUAAACAGGAAACUACGACUGAUGCUUCUCAGGAGAAGCCUGAGAAGAGCGGAUUGUGGAAAGAAGUUGAUGUUUUGAAAGGCGAUAAGAACGCGUUGGCGCAGGAACUGAUCAAAGUUAGGCAGUACCAAGAGAUCACAGACACUAAAAUGUUAAACUUGAAAGACAGAGUCCAAGGAAUGGAAGAGAGCCAGCAAGAGAUGCUUUCUUUUUUGGUUAUGGUUAUGCAGAAUCCAAGCCUCUUAGUUCAGUUGCUUCAGCCAAAGGAAAACAAUUGGCGAAAGGCAGAAGGAGCAACGAUUCUUGAAGAAGUUACAGACGAAGGAGAAUCGAACUCGAGAGGACUUCCUUUAGUAACAUACCACCAGACACCAUCAGAGGGAACAGCAAAGUCAAGCUCGAAGGAGAUAAACGAUUUCUUGAGAAACGCUGAUAUGUUGAAGUUUUGCCUUGAUGAGAAUCAUGUGCCGUUGAUCAUACCUGAUCUGUAUGAUGAUGGGGCUUGGGAGAAGCUUUUGUUGUUGAGCCCUUCAAAGAAGAAGAAGAAGAGCAAUGUGAAGAAAGGAGUAAAGGAUGAUGCGACAUUGGAGGUGGAGGAAGAGGAGGAGGAUGGAACAAUGGAAGUAGACAAGAGCCGUACGCUCGAGCUGAUACAAGAAGAAAUGGAGAAACAAGAUGACUUUGAAUUUGGACAGCUUACUCCAGAGAAGUCUAGGAAUCUUGAGAUUCUUACAGAGCAGAUGGGAUUGCUGGCUUCAAAUCACUAGCCCCAGAACAUUAACGAGAAAACUUGAUGGGUUUUUGAACAUAUCAACCUCAAAACUUUUGUUAUGUAACUUUUUACUAGUAAUCAACAAAGUAAGCUCUGCAAUAUUAUUUUU